Messenger RNA from Salvia miltiorrhiza (redroot sage), 4728 nucleotides. RefSeq names its product pleiotropic drug resistance protein 1-like. The transcript has 20 exons. NCBI's taxonomy places the organism in Eukaryota, Viridiplantae, Streptophyta, Magnoliopsida, Lamiales, Lamiaceae. Gene Ontology annotation, molecular function: ABC-type transporter activity; ATP hydrolysis activity; ATP binding. The coding region runs from base 351 to 4598 and encodes 1415 amino acids. The record is from RefSeq and is a predicted model, not a curated record. Gene Ontology annotation, cellular component: membrane.
CAUUUAAUUUAUUUCCACACUUCAAUAUCCAUGCAUGACAUCAAACCUUACAUCACCAACUACAAUACUAUAAUCUCUUUGCUAACAUUCAUAACUUCAUAUGAUGCUGCAUUAAUUCUUAAAGAAAAAAAAACAAGAAUCAAGAAUCAAGAUCCCUCCAAAAACCAAUCUCAUAAUAAGACAGAUAAGCCAAAAAAAAUUAAAAAAUUAUAUAAAUUCAUGUUCUAUAAAAGUGAGUCUAAGACAGAAACAUAGUAGGAAAAAAACUGUCUUACUUUCUCAUCUCUUGCAUGGAAGCUCUCUGAUUUCUCCAAAAAUUUCGCGGUGGCUGUCUGCUUCAUGCAGCAGUGAUGGAAGGCGGCGACAUAUUCAGAGUUAGCAGCGCGCGUUUAAGCAGCUCAAACAUAUGGAGGAACACAGGCAUGGAGGUUUUCUCCAAGUCUUCUGUGGAGGGUGAUGAUGAGGAAGCAUUGAAAUGGGCUGCUCUCGAGAAGCUCCCCACGAAUCUUCGUAUAAGGAGAGGGAUACUCACAGAGGAUGAAGGGAAAUCGCGGGAGGUUGAUAUAAGGAAUCUUGGAUUAGUGGAGAGGAAGAAUCUUGUGGAGAGGCUGCUGAAGAUUGCAGAGGAAGGGAAUGAGAAGUUCUUGCUCAAGUUCAAGGAAAGAAUUCAGAGGGUUGGACUUGAUCUUCCAACUAUUGAAGUUCGAUACGAGCACUUGAGCGUUGAUGCAGAGGCCUAUGUAGGUGGGAGAGCUCUGCCUACAGUGUUCAACUUCAUUGUUAAUAUCUUGGAGGGAUUCUUGACUAGUUUUCAUAUUCUUCCAAGUAGAAAGAAGCCUUUACCUAUUCUUCAUGAUGUUAGUGGAAUCAUCAAACCUGGAAGAAUGACGCUUCUUUUAGGCCCACCGAGCUCUGGAAAAACAACGCUGCUGCUGGCUUUGGCCGGAAAGCUUGAUCCGGAGCUAAAAGUAUCUGGAAAAGUGACAUACAACGGGCAUGAGAUGAACGAGUUCGUGCCACAGAGGACGUCUGCAUACAUCAGCCAGCAUGAUCUGCAUAUAGGGGAAAUGACAGUUAGAGAAACACUGGCUUUCUCCGCGAGAUGCCAAGGAGUUGGAGCGCGUCUCGAUAUGCUGGCUGAGCUGUCAAGAAGAGAGAAGGAAGCAAACAUCAAGCCAGAUCCUGAUCUUGAUGUAUUCAUGAAGGCAAGUUCAAUUGCAGGGCAGGAAGAAAGUGUGGCGACAGAUUACAUCAUCAAGAUUUUGGGGCUUGAGGUCUGUGCUGACACUUUGGUUGGUGACGAAAUGGUUCGAGGGAUUUCGGGAGGGCAGAGAAAGAGACUAACAACAGGGGAAAUGCUGGUUGGACCAGCUAGAGCUCUAUUCAUGGAUGAGAUAUCGACUGGUUUGGACAGCUCAACGACGUUCCAGAUUGUGAACUCGAUCAGGCAAACCAUCCACAUUCUACAAGGGACCGGUGUGAUCUCACUGCUGCAGCCUGCACCAGAGACGUACGACUUAUUUGAUGACAUAAUCCUCCUGUCAGAUGGCCAGGUUGUGUAUCAAGGCCCACGAGAGAACGUGCUAGAGUUCUUCGAGCACAUGGGAUUCAGAUGCCCUGAGAGGAAAGGAGUAGCAGAUUUCCUUCAAGAAGUGACAUCAAAGAAGGAUCAAGUGCAGUACUGGAUGAACAAAGAUGAGCCUUACAGCUAUGUGUCUGUGAAGGAAUUCUCCGAAGCAUUUCAGUCCUUCCACGUGGGAAGAAAGCUCGGUGAUGAGCUUGCCGUCCCUUUCAACAAGGCAAAGAGCCACCCCACAGCUCUCACCAGUGAUAGAUAUGGAGUCAGCAAGAAGAUGCUUCUCAAAGCCUGUGUCGACAGGGAGUUCUUGCUCAUGAAGCGGAACUCUUUUGUCUACAUAUUCAAGCUGAUACAAAUUAUUAUCAUGGCUAGCAUUUCGAUGACACUAUUCCUAAAGACGGAGAUGCCUAAGAAGACAGAAACAGAUGGUGGGAUAUACAUGGGAGCUCUCUUCUAUGCUCUUUUGAUCAACAUGUUCAAUGGAUUCUCAGAGCUGGCAUUGAGUAUAAUGAAGCUCCCCGUGUUCUACAAGCAACGGGACCUUCUGUUUUUCCCUCCGUGGGCGUAUUCUCUGCCAGCCUGGGUGCUCAAGAUCCCAAUCACACUUGUUGAGGUUGCUAUAUGGGUUGUUAUGACUUAUUACACAAGUGGAUAUGAUUCUGAUGUGGGAAGAUUCUUCAGGCAAAUGCUUCUGCUAAUAUGUGUGAAUCAGAUGGCUUCUGCGCUGUUCCGUUUGAUGGGAGCGCUGGGGAGAAACAUCAUAGUCGCCAACACAUUUGGAUCAUGCGCGUUGCUGACCGUUCUUGUCCUAGGCGGAUUCAUUCUAUCGCGAGAAAAUAUCAAGAAAUGGUGGAUAUGGGGUUACUGGAUUUCACCUUUGAUGUAUGGACAGAAUGCAAUAGCUGUGAAUGAGUUUCUUGGGAAGAGUUGGAGCCAUAUUCCGCCUGGCUCGACUGAAUCUGUUGGGAUCUCGGUUCUGAAAGCUCGUGGGAUCUUCCUAGAAGCGCGUUGGUACUGGAUAGGCGUAGGCGCCCAAGUUGGCUACGUCUUCCUCUUCAACCUCCUCGUCAUCGCAGCUCUCACUUACCUCAACCCAUUAGGAAAACCACAAGCUGUUAUAUCAGAAGAGACAUCAGCAGAUAGGAAUGAUUCUGGUGCAAGAGACAACAAGACUGAUCCAAAUAGGAAGAGAGGAAUGAUUCUACCCUUCCAACCUCUCUCAAUCACAUUUGAUGACAUCCGGUACGCAGUAGACAUGCCGGAGGAGAUGAAAGUGCACGGCAUCGAGGAGGAGCGCCUCGAGCUCCUCAAGGGCGUGAGUGGCGCGUUCAGGCCGGGAGUCCUGACGGCGCUGAUGGGCGUGAGCGGGGCGGGGAAGACGACGCUGAUGGACGUGCUGGCGGGCAGGAAAACCGGGGGAUACAUCGAAGGGACGAUCAAGAUCUCCGGGUACCCGAAGAGGCAGGAAACCUUCGCACGCAUAUCCGGAUACUGCGAGCAGACGGACAUCCACUCGCCCCACGUCACAGUCCACGAGUCCCUGCAGUUCUCCGCGUGGCUCCGCCUGCCCCCCGAGGUGGACGCCGCCACGCGGAAGAUGUUCAUCGACGAGGUGAUGGAGCUCGUGGAGCUCACCCCCCUAAGAGACUCCCUCGUGGGGCUGCCCGGCGUCAACGGCCUCUCGACCGAGCAGAGGAAGAGGCUCACCAUCGCGGUCGAGCUCGUGGCCAACCCGUCCAUUAUAUUCAUGGACGAGCCGACGUCGGGGCUCGACGCGAGGGCAGCCGCGAUCGUGAUGAGGACGGUCCGGAACACCGUGGACACGGGCCGGACCGUUGUCUGCACCAUCCAUCAGCCCAGCAUCGACAUCUUCGAUGCCUUCGACGAGCUGCUGCUGCUCAAACGAGGCGGCGAGGAGAUCUACGUGGGCCCGCUCGGCCGCCACUCGACGCACCUCAUCAAAUACUUCGAGGGGAUCCAAGGGAUCAGCAGCAUCAAAGACGGAUACAAUCCGGCUACAUGGAUGCUUGAAAUCACUGCUUCACCACAGGAAGCAGCUCUUGCCCUUGAUUUCACUCAAAUAUACAGAAACUCUGAGCUCUACAUGAGAAACAAAGCACUGAUCAAGGAGCUGAGCGAGCCCGCCCCGGGCUCGACAGACCUACACUUCCCGAAGCAAUACGCGCAGCCGUUCUGGACUCAAUGCAAGGCCUGCCUGUGGAAGCAACACUGGUCCUACUGGCGGAAUCCGCCCUACACGGCCGUGAGGCUGCUCUUCACCACCUUCAUCGCUGUCAUGUUCGGAGCCAUAUUCUGGGACCUCGGCUCCAAAAGGAAGAGGAAGCAAGACCUAUUCAACGCGAUGGGAUCCAUGUACGCCGCUGUGCUAUUCCUCGGCGUGCAGAACGCCACCUCCGUGCAGCCGAUUGUGGCCGUGGAGAGAACCGUCUUCUACAGAGAGAAGGCGGCCGGAAUGUACUCCGCCCUGCCUUACGCCUUCGGACAGGCUGUGGUGGAGCUACCUAACCUGCUGGUGCAGACGCUGAUCUACGGCGUGAUAGUGUACGCGAUGAUCGGAUUCGAGUGGACGGCCGUGAAAUUCUUCUGGUACCUCUUCUUCAUGUACUUCACCUUGCUCUACUUCACUCUCUACGGGAUGAUGACGGUCGCCGUCACGCCCAACCACAACAUCGCCGCCAUCAUCUCCUCCGCCUUCUACGGGAUCUGGAACAUCUUCUCCGGAUUCGUCAUUCCUAAAACGAGGAUUCCGGUGUGGUGGAGGUGGUACUACUACGCCUGCCCCAUCUCCUGGUCUCUCUACGGAUUGGUAGCUUCGCAGUUCGGCGACGUCGACGCCGUGCUCGACACCGACGAAACCGUCGCAGAUUUCGUCACGACUUAUUUCGAUUUCAAGCAUGAUUUUCUGGGAUAUGUGGCGGUUAUCAUCGUCGGAAUCAGCGUGCUGUUUGCCUUCAUUUUUGCCUUCUCAAUUAGGGCCUUCAAUUUCCAAAAGAGGUGAAACAAGAGCUUAGUUUGUAACAGAACUUGUACAUUGUAGAAUGUUGCAAAAACAAUCUUCUUUUUUCUGGGUAAAUUCUGAUGCAAGAGAAGAGAAAUACAUUCACCAAAACCUCAAAUGGAUUAAUAAA